UGGGCUCGUAGAUGGUCGGGCUAUUCCCGUUCUGCUUGCUCUUAACUCCGAUCGUUAUCUCCGUUGAUCUUUGUUGUGAAUAUCAUAGUCGAGAUGUCUUUGUUCAGAUCUCCGGGUGAGGUAUCCUCUUCGGACUCCCAGUCUAGCUCUGAUGAGAGUGAGCAUGCUGUUGCUACGGAACAGCACUCUCCCGUCAAACCUAAACAGCACAAAAAGAGGAAUGGAGGCAGGAGCCCUCCUCUUCUGGCGGAGGAUGCUCAUAAGGCCCCCGAUGUCGAAUCCAAUUCGUUGCAAGGAGGUGAUACCAAGGGCCACGCAAACAUGAUGACAGCAGCCCUCCUUGAAUUCUAUUGUCUGAGCCGAGCUGCAGAUAUUCUCAACGCGCGGCAUGGGUCACACAAACGUUUCACGCGGGAUUCGCCCGAGGUGCGAUAUCUCGGGAACAAGUUGUACACGCAUAAGUCGGAAUUCCUAUCUUCGCUUGGCGCGUUGACGGAAGGUAUCGAGGGGGAUGAAUGGGGAUCAACACGACAGUACUAUCGCGAUAACCUUGAUCUGUUGGGUGUGCCGGUGUUGGAGAAACUCAACAUAAAUGAUGGCACGGGACAAAAACCAGGUAUUACAGGCGCUGCAGAUGUAGCAUCAGGAUCAGAGCAAUCCAAGGCUCUACAACUACGCUCGAGUAAUGCAAAUUUGGACACGUUGCAGUCAAGACGCCAUGGUAUUGGAAUGGCGGACGUCCAAAAACGACUGAUCGGAAACGAAAAUGUUAAUCCUUUGGAAAACGUUCAGCUUGACUUGGGAACUCUGCUAAAUCGUCCAUUGCCUCUUACCGGGAGCUCGCCCGUUAGCUUCCCUCUGUUUCAGCCUAAUCCGCCCCCUCCAAGCGGUCACAUGUCUCGAUAUGCCAUGGAGUUUUCAGAAGUCAAAGUGCUUGGUCGCGGCUCUUUUGGCGAAGUAUACCAUGUGAGAAACCACAUCGAUGGCCAGAGCUACGCAAUCAAGAAGAUUCCCCUCAGCCAACGGCGGCUUCAGCAGCUGCAGUGUGGAAGUCAGAAUCAACUCGAAAACAUCAUGAAGGAGAUCCGAACGCUUGCUCGACUCGAGCAUACCAAUGUCGUCCGAUAUUACGGAGCCUGGGUCGAACAGGCACACCCUGCAGGGUACGCUCAGUCCAUGCAGGAAGAGUCUGUCGAUCUCGAAUUCGAGCAUACACAAUCCCACAUUUCGAGCCAUGGAAUGGCCGGUAGCCAGAGCUUUGGGAUCGUCUUCGAACAUUCGGAGACAUCACACAUUUCACAAGAAGGCUCUUUAUCAUUGGAACACGAUUCAGAAAUAUCAGACCGACACCAUCGCAGGCCUAGUCAUGUCACACUGGGCUCCCAUACAUCCAAAACAAGCUCUGCACUUAGUGCCGAGGACGACGACGAAGUGGAGUCCAUUCCACGCAAUUUUAGUCCUCGGUCCCAAGAUCCGCUGUCUACGUUUGGUGGUACGGAUGAUGACAUCUUCACGGACGGGUUCAGCGAGGAUCCUUCCAAACUACAGAUACAACGAAGAUACCGAAGCGGAGCCCAGGUCCCUGCCGUUGUCCUGCACAUUCAAAUGUCGCUACAUCCGAUCUCACUGGGCUCCUACCUGAACCCCCAACCAAGUGCGAGCAUGAAACAUGACCCAAAGCUUCCUCGGCGCCACUGUUACCACCUAGUGCCUUCUUUAAAACUAAUGUUAGAUAUACUCUCUGGGGUGGAUUAUCUCCACUCCAAAGGCAUCGUCCACCGCGAUCUCAAACCAGCCAACAUAUUCCUCUCCUCUCCCGACAAAAAGCACAUAGACGGAUGCCUUCCAUGUGGGAAAUCGCAUGGAGCGAUCCAUCAUUACUGCCACCCUCGCAUCGGUGACUUUGGUCUUGUUGCAGAUAUUUCGCACAUUAGCGACUGCUCCCCAGACACCCCAUCCGCAACCAAUGCAGACACAAAAAUUCACCCCGUCGUGGGAACCGAAUUCUAUCGCCCACCUCAUCCCACCGACAGGUCCGGAAUAACCUCAAGCCCACGCUGUCCCGCCCAGGAACCGCCUCUAUAUGUGGUCGAUGAGACACUCGACGUCUACGCCCUCGGAGUUAUCCUGUUCGAGCUGCUCUACCCACUAAACACGAAAAUGGAGCGCCAGUUAGUCCUUACCGGACUCACCCGAGGCCACCCCUCAUCUGGCCCGUGUCUCCCAGAUGACUUCAAAGAGAAGCUCGACAUGGGAUCUAUCAAACUACCUUCUGAAAUAUCGGUAGGCGAAUCCCUAACGACCUGCAUCCGGGGCAUGUUGGAGCCCAAUCCUCACCACCGGUGGCGCUCCGCCAAAAUCAAAAAGUACCUCGAGGAGCUCCUCGUCUGCGUGACCAAAGCAUAGCGAAGCAUUCUGCGAAUUGAGCUCGACGACAGGGGCGGGGGAUGAUGGUAGCCAUGGAGGGCGAAAGAUUUGAAUGUUAGAUUGAAGUCCUAUGUUCCACGUGCACAUAAUCCACAUACAUACACGAAUCCAUUGGAAUGAAAUAACAGGAACUGCACCCUCGGACGAGUGCUUAUGUAGACAGUAGAACGGCG
Aspergillus ibericus CBS 121593 is the source of this 2600-nucleotide messenger RNA. Its product is annotated as putative protein kinase. The transcript has a single exon. Gene Ontology annotation, molecular function: protein kinase activity; ATP binding. Bases 94 to 2406 code for a protein of 770 amino acids. Gene Ontology annotation, biological process: protein phosphorylation. The record is from RefSeq and is a predicted model, not a curated record. NCBI's taxonomy places the organism in Eukaryota, Fungi, Ascomycota, Eurotiomycetes, Eurotiales, Aspergillaceae.